Molecule: messenger RNA, 735 nt
Organism: Penicillium canescens
Lineage: Eukaryota; Fungi; Ascomycota; Eurotiomycetes; Eurotiales; Aspergillaceae
Product: HHE domain protein
Exons: 1
Coding region: 1-735 (244 amino acids)
Source: RefSeq, a predicted model, not a curated record
AUGCUUCGGCGCACGCUCACAAUCCACUCAGCCCACCUUAUCAUUCCCAAGUCCGCAAUGUCAACAAUCUCAGACAAUCAAAAAACAACAAGCAAAACCCCCGCACCAACCAUAAAGAGUAGCGUAGGACCAUCUCUACGCACAUUCACCGAGGCAGCCUCAACCCCAGAGACACACUCCCGUAUCCUUCCGGCAAUAAAACACGACCACCAAGAACUCGAAUCCCACAGCCACAAAAUCCUCAACUCAACAAAUCCAGAUGAACAAACCCGUUUCCAAAACCAGCUGGUCUGGGAACUAGCUCGACACAUGGUUGGCGAAGAACUAGUCGUCUACCCAGCCCUCAUCGACUCCCUUAAAGACGGACAGCAAACAGUCGAUAGGAAUAGAUUGGAGCAUCAGGGCGUCAAGACGCAGCUCAAAAUGUUUCAAGGCCUGUCAUCUACCGAUCCACAGUUUGUGCCUACACUUAAGGUUCUUCUGGGUGAUUUUGAGACUCAUGCUAGGGAUGAGGAGGAUGUGGUUUUACCUAUGCUUGAGGAUGUUUUAUCUAAAGACGAGAGUGUGGCGUUGACGAAGUCUCUGGAUCGAACUAAGACCUUCGUUCCUUCCAGGUCACAUCCCCUUGUGCCUAAUAAGCCACCUUUUGAGACUGCUGCUGAAUUGCUCGCUGCACCUAUUGAUAUUUUAACCGAUUGGUUUCGGAAGUGGCCUGCCGAGAAAAACAAAGCGUAG